CGUCGCCUCUGUUGCCAUGGGAAACGACCCCGGACGUGGGAGGGAGCAAAGACGUUUCCCGCCGGCGGGAGCUGCGGCUGUAGCUGAGAGAGGGGCUCCGAGGCGGCAGGUCCCAGGCUGCAGCACCAUGGCGGACCAGUUUUAUUUGGAAAAUAUAGACGAGUUCGUCACGGACCAAAACAAAAUCGUGACAUACAAAUGGCUGAGCUAUACGCUAGGGGUUCAUGUAAACCAAGCCAAACAGAUGCUGUAUGAUUAUGUUGAAAGGAAGCGAAAGGAAAAUUCAGGGGCCCAGCUGCACGUCACCUAUCUGGUAUCCGGCAGUCUCAUUCAGAAUGGACAUUCCUGCCACAAGGUUGCAGUAGUGAGAGAAGAUAAAUUGGAAGCAGUGAAGUCCAAGCUAGCUGUGACUGCCAGCAUCCAUGUGUACAGCAUCCAGAAAGCCAUGCUAAAGGACAGUGGGCCUCUGUUCAAUACUGACUAUGACAUCCUUAAAAGCAACUUGCAGAACUGUAGCAAGUUUAGUGCCAUACAAUGUGCAGCUGCAGUCCCUAGAGCUCCUGGUGAAUCUUCAUCUUCCAAAAAGUUUGAGCAGUCACACCUUCAGGUGUCAAGUGAGAUACAAGCCAACAACGAGCUGACUAUCAAUGGUCAUGGCCCACCUGCCUGCAAACAGAUUUCCCAGCAGCCCAAAGGGAUUAUGGGAAUGUUUGCCUCUAAAGCUGCUACUAAAACCCAAGAAACCAACAAGGAAACCAAAACAGAGGCUAAAGAAGUAACAAAUGCAUCUUCGGCAGGCAGCAAGGCACCAGGGAAAGGGAAUGUGCUGAGCAAUUUUUUUGGAAAAGCUGCUAUGAAUAAACUUAAAGUCAAUUUGGAUUCAGAACAAGCAGUGAAAGAAGAAAAAAUAGUGGAGCAACCUCCAGAGUCUGUCACCGAACCAAAGCUGGCAGCUCCUGCAGGCCUGAAGAAAUCCAGCAAAAAAGCAGAGCCUGUUAAGAUGCAGCAGAAGGAAAAAAAAAGGGGGAAGAGAGUAGAGUUAUCUGAUGAUGAGACAAAGGAAACUGAAAAUAUGAAGAAAAAGAGGAGAAGAAUCAAACUUCCUGAGUCUGACAGCAGUGAAGAUGAAGUCUUCCCAGACUCUCCUGGGGCUUCUGAAGCUGAGUCACCAUCCCUCCCUCCUGUGUCUCCACCUCUUGAACCAGUGCCAAAGACUGAUUCCGAAUCUCCUUCCAUCAAGAGCUCAAGUGGAGAAAACAAAAGAAAACGAAAACGUGUACUGAAAUCUAAAACUUUUGUGGAUGCAGAUGGCUCUAUGGUGACUGAAAAAUUCUACGAGAGUGAAUCCUGCACAGAUAGUGAAGAGGAGCUUAAGAUGAAGACAUCCUCUGUACACAGACCCUCAGCCAUGCCUGUGAAAAAAGAACCCAAAGAGGAACGAAAGGGCCCCAAGAAAGGGACUGCUGCUCUGGGCAAAGCCAACAGACAAGUGUCUAUUACUGGCUUCUUCCACAGGAAAUAAACUGCCAUCUCUGGUAGGUCAGAGACUUGGAGUGGUCAAGGGAGAAGACCAAGAAGUAUAGACUCUCUCACUUACUGUGUAAGUUCAUCUAGACACUCACCUCACCUGUAUCAAAAGACUGUUCUUUCAUCCUGUGAGGUUUAUACUAUUUCUGGUUUUUAACCAAAAGGAAAUUACCUGGAAGCAGGAGGCAAAAGAAUAUUUUAAAAGCUGUAACCUUCUAAUGACAUUUUUAAAGCACAAUCUUUGACCUGUCCAGAAGAAUUUAUUCCAAAAUUAAACUGGAACAGGUUUCAGAAUUAUCACUGAAGCCAUUUAGUGGCUAAUCCACUGUGCCCCACUCACCCUAUCCCCUGAUGUGUAUAUGGUGCAGGAAGUAUUCCUUCUUGUUCCUUUAUACUCUGUGAACUUGUGUGGGUACUUUUUACCCCUGAAUUCUACUGGAUGCGUUUACAACUCCCCCUGUCCUCCUAUCUUCUGUUCUCUACACUUCUGUCCCCCAACCCUAUGAAGCUGUUUUCUGUAAGUCUUUUAAAUCUUUGUUGGACUAAAGGCUGAAACAAAAAUCUCACUGUAAUCCUCUUCCUCUGUCAUAUAGUACACUGACACUUGGCUACAGACCAGGACAUUGCUUGUGUUCUGCCCCUUUCACAAAAGCUCUCUAGACCUUCACUCGCAAUUAGUGGUUAGGGAAAAGCCUCAGGCAGAACACAAAUAGAAAUUUAAUGAUGUAUUCAACUCCACCAGAAAUUACUUAGUCAGCAUGGACGAUAUUAGAGGAGUUGCCGUGUUGCCGACACAGAGUGUACUUUAUACUGCUCUGUGUGGUUUGUUGGUCUCCCCCCCUUCUCACUCUCAAUACCUAGAGAGUGAAACCUAUACAGUGAGAUAAAGUCUAAGAAGAGAAAUCCCUUCCUUCAUACAGUGUACAACAGUUACAUAAAAUUUCUCCUCAAGAAAGUGGAAUGUACAGAAACAGCAAUUUUCCAGGAAGUUAGUAAGGAAGAUAGGACACACAUUUGUGCAUAGAUAUUGUUCCUUUGUAUUUUUAGCUCCCUGAUUUGCCUAAAAGUACAGGCUCUCCGAGAAGAGAUGGAGAGAUUGAAUUGUUAGUAGGUAUAAAUAGUAAAUAAAACAUUUUUGUUUGUGA
This is a messenger RNA of Lemur catta (Ring-tailed lemur), 2672 nucleotides long. It is a transcript of the gene POLD3, whose product is annotated as DNA polymerase delta 3, accessory subunit. The record is from RefSeq and is a predicted model, not a curated record. Gene Ontology annotation, biological process: DNA strand elongation involved in DNA replication; DNA replication; nucleotide-excision repair, DNA gap filling. Bases 17 to 1522 code for a protein of 501 amino acids. Gene Ontology annotation, cellular component: delta DNA polymerase complex; nucleus. The transcript has 12 exons. NCBI's taxonomy places the organism in Eukaryota, Metazoa, Chordata, Mammalia, Primates, Lemuridae. Gene Ontology annotation, molecular function: DNA-directed DNA polymerase activity.